AUGUAUAAAAGUUUAAUUAACUCUAACUUCAACCGAACAUACAACCCAAGCGGAGAACAAAAUGCGUUGUGCGAUAUAAAAAGGCUUUUGACGUCACGGGAUACUGCUGCUCAGUCAAAAGCGUGUACUUAUUUAAUAGAUGUGAUUAGCCGUUAUGAAAAAGAUUCGGAGGAACGAAAUCGUUUAGCCCAAUAUUUGCUUGAUAACGAUAUUAUAGUAUUCUUAGGUGAAGUUACGUGUAAUUUGGAUUUCAAUUUAUUUAGGUUAGUGCUACGUUGUAUACGCCUUGUGUGGUGUACUCCUCGAUUCUUCGCGGAGGAACACGCUUCACAUUCUCUAUCAGCCGUAGUACGUGCUAUAAACCACUUCAUUGCAAUCAAUCCCUGCGCUCUGGACGUGUGCCUCCACUUUAUUUGUGAUCUGCUUAGCGGGAUAAGUACAAAUAAGACCACGUCUCCGCUUUCACACCAAAGCGCUUACAGCACUGAACAACUCCUAGCUUCUUUCACAAACAUUGCUACCCGUAUAAACACAAUAUCUAACUCGAAAAGCAUUUUAUCCAGCGCUUUGGUACUGCAGGAGUUGAUCUCGUAUCAACCAGAAGGUUUAAUUGUAACGAGUUGUGUCGCACAGAGCUUGGUAGAUGUUAUAAAAAAAUGGCUGGAAUUGUUAAUGAUGGGGCUGAAUCAUAAAGGUCUGACUGCGGAAGGGGAUGAGAUUGGAAUGCUACUUAUUGUUACCUGUCAGAUUAUUAUGGAUUCUUUGGGCCUUAUAAAAAUAUUCGAGCAAGCACGACCUCCAGCAGAUUUCGUUAACAAAAUCCUAGCUGACAACAAAGAGGUUGAUAGCUUGAGAGAAUGCGCUAAUGCUAUGAGAAAAUACAUACACCAAGUGCUAACUGAAAUGGUUGGGUUUGUAAAGGACAACUUGGAAACGAUCGGAACGGUGGAGUACAGCGGUUUUGUAAAAUUGGUUCUCAAUUUUUAUUACGAAGCAAGUACGGAGGUACUUUUAGAGUUCAGCGAGGUACUGCUUUCAAAUGGAUACUUGGCAAUUCUGCCGAAAGCUCAACUUGAACGAAGAGACGCGUCACUACGUAAAGUAAGCACAUUAGUCUUAGGAGAAAUGUUGAAAAUUCUAUCGGAGAAAUAUUUACUAGUGGAAAAUUCCGGUUGUAAAGAAAUAAGCGCUAAAGAUGUUCAUAUGGGUCUGAUGGAACUUCAGAACGGCGUGGAGAGUCCUCAGAAUAUCGGAAUGCAGUUGCAGAAGAAUCAACCCUAUAGCAUAUUGAUUUAUAUUUACUUCUACUGCCAGGCCACAGACAACCCGGAAGAAGUGACGUCACACUUAUUGCCGCAUCUAGUACAACAUAUUCUGUGUCUGCCAAUACAAUUAAAGCCGCCAUCUUAUAUAAUAAAGGCUUUAUGGCUGGUGUUCGCGAUGUCAACUAUAUCGAACGGUUCCCUGGACUCGUUAGAUGAAAGGGUAUACUUGGAGAAGGCGUCUGAUCGCCUCGUCUCCAUGCUUCAACCGGAACCAGCUGUAUACUACACGCACAAUCCAGCUAUUUUGUUCUGGGCGUUCACCUCUUCGAGAAUACCCAAUUCUAUGAGAUUGUUAGUGCUAUCACAAUGGUUCAAAACGGAGACCGUCUUACCUGAAGGCUUCACCAACGAACCACUAGUAUGGGAACUACUUCUAGAUGUGGUGAUGCAGGUCAAAGAUGCAGACGUAGUAUCGAAUUGUAUGAAAGGUCUAUCAUCUUGCAUGGAAGAUGGAGGUGAUGAUGUUAAAAGGAACUUCGGUGAUCGCGUUUGGUUAUUGUUGCCUAAGAUCUUAUCUAGGAGCCUUGUUGAUUCUGAAAUUGGAAUCGACAUCAACGUGUGUCACAUACUAGAUGUUGCCAUAUCGUUGCCACCAGUCGAUUUCGAUAAGGACACUUGUGAUAAAACUGCAUUUCUCCUAACCACCUUGUACUCUAAGAACACAGACGAUUUCACAAACUUUGAAGCCAAAUACCAUUAUCAAUACGUUUGUUUGAGCUUAAGCUUAAUGCUUCUGCAAUUUUCUUGCGACAGACAUGACUCCAAAGUGUUACUAAUAUUCACGAAUAAACCAAUCUAUUUGGCAAACGUACUUUCAACAAUUGAUAGUAAUGACGAAAACGUCGCCUGCGCAGCGUUGGAUCUUCUAUCGUUUUUGGUUUGCUACUACCACAAGAAUGGCUAUCGACCCAAAUCCCAUCUAGCGAUAAGAACUGACUAUCUAGUUAAAUCUUUACGUAAGGACAACACGAGUGUCAGAACCAAUUCCCUACUACAACUAAUAGAUACAGUGCUAAAAUCUGGUUGCAAUACACCGCUGGUUUUAUCGGACAGUCUGCAGAACGGUCCUGCGCAGGAGCAGCAAUGCAAUGCGCUGAGGGCGUUAAUGUUUCGAAUUCAAAUAUCACUCUGUUCUGGGGAUUCAUCAAAUCGCACGUCAACAGGAUGGCAAACGUUACGCACCAUCUUCGAACACUUAACUAAGCAUAAACGUGAUGCGAAGUUAGUCGCGCUACUGUCGUGCCAACCCUGGUUUCACACCCUCAUAAGGUUUCAAAUAACCCAGGAAAAGGCGACCGAGUUCUUUGACUUUCUAGAACUUUGGUUAAAGCUAUUGAAGGUUACAAUUCAGCUCAAUAGAGGCGAACGUAGAGUUAUCUCGAAGAACGGUAUGAUAGGCCGUACUAUGUUGAUCCUGAAGAAGUCGUUGGUGGAACACCAGGACGCGGCGAUGGUCGUUGAAGAGAUCCUGGACGAAUGUUCUGGGAGAAAAUAA
Messenger RNA from Leptosia nina, 2820 nucleotides. The record is from the annotation of a GenBank genome assembly. Lineage: Eukaryota; Metazoa; Arthropoda; Insecta; Lepidoptera; Pieridae.